GCGCCGCGCAGCCCGCACGCGACAUGCGCGCCCUCUAACGUAUUAUGUUCCUCCCCGACCUGCCGCGAGCCUGCAUGGUGGACGACGUAGCGACUUACCUACAAGCUCCCUCCUCGGGACAGGUGGCUACAAUAUAUUAACAACAACCCAUAUGACGAGUUCCAUCCGUUCAUAGAGGCCCUGAUGCCCUUUGUAAAGUCCUUUUCGUACACGUGGUUCAAUUUACAAGCGGCCAAACGGAAAUAUUACAAGAAACACGAGAAGCGCAUGAGUCUCGAGGAGGAGCGGCACACCAAGUAUGAAUUACAGAACGAAAAAGCUGAAGUCAAACAAAAAUGGGCAUCUCGUUUACUGGGCAAACUGCGCAAGGACAUUACGCAAGACUGCCGGGAGGACUUCGUGCUCAGCAUCACGGGCAAGAGGCCGGCUGUCUGCGUACUAUCCAACCCCGAUCAGAAAGGCAAGAUGCGGAGGAUAGACUGCCUCAGGCAGGCUGACAAGGUGUGGCGUCUUGACCUGGUAAUGGUGAUACUGUUCAAAGCGAUACCAUUAGAAAGCACAGACGGGGAAAGGCUAGAGAAGCAUCCAGAAUGUACCCAGCCAGGGUUGUGCGUCAAUCCGUACCACAUCAACGUAUCAGUGAGGGAACUGGACUUAUACCUGGCCAACUUUAUCAACAGCUAUGGUAAUGGGAGCGACGGUCUGCCAGAUAUCCUAAGCGGAUCCCUCUCGCCUCACACUCCUAGAGACAAAGAGAACGAACACGAAGCUAAGAGCAAAGGCUAUAGCCACAAUCCGUACAACGGUGUAAUUUGCAACGAUAUUAUUCUAGCAACUGGUGUCUUCUCUUCGAAGGAACUAUGGAAGUUGUCUAAAGCGUCAAUACUCCAGGAGACAGGGUCGGAGUCGCCGAGCGGGUCGGGCGGGGGCAUCAAGCUAGAGUCCGGGUACUACUGCGGCUACAACAGCCCUGCUCCGCCCGCGUUCGAUCCACCCGCCGAGCGCGCUACACCCUCGGCUAUGCUCGUCGGACAGUGUUUUAGCAUCCCUCAUAGUUCAGCGGGACUGAGUUCUGCGCAGGCGCCGCUAGUGGCCUCCAACACCAUAUUCUACCAGCAUCCGCCACCCACAGACACGCAUCCCACAGCUUCAGAAGCGUUAACAAGUCAACAUUCAAGUGGCAAGUACGACGGCGCGCCACAGGACUCCCUCGGAGAUUUCGUCACAUUCGUAUGUCAAGAGCCAACGGACGUACAACAGUUGCAGGUGCACAGUCUGUCUAGGAGUCCAAAGCCCGCGUAUUUCAGCAGCGCGAUGCUCCCACCGCCACCUCUGCCGCCGAUGGCCAGGCCAGUCGCCAUCAUUAGGUCGACAGCGAGUGAGAUGGUGAGCAGCGGGAGCGGCGGCGGCGGCUGCGGCUCGCCGGCGUCGCCCGAGGUGCGGUCGCCGCCGGCGUCGCCGCGCCGCCGCUCGCCGCACUACCGCGCCGACUGCCACCCGCACCCGCCCAUAUCGCACUUCAACCACUUCCACACUCAGCCGCAGCAGGUGUUCAGCUACGGGUCGCUGGGCGGCGUGGGUCUGGGUGGCGCGGUAGGCGGCGUAGGCGGCGUGGGCGGCGUGGGGUCGGUGGGCGGCGUGGGCGCGGGCGGCGGCGCCGUGCUGCCGGCGGCGGGGGGCGUGUCGCCGCCCGGCGGGCUCGGCCUCUACGCGCCCAGGGCCGCCGCCAGGGCGCCCCCCAGUGUUUGGUCUUCCAGAUGGAGCGCGCCGUUCCCGACGCUGGAGGACGAGUUCAAUAUAAUGGCAACACCCGCGGGACCUGACCACGUCGUUCUAUUGGAUGACGAACGCUUCUUCCAAUCAAGCGUAAUAACAUCAGAGGCGACAGCUAUGGACACGGGGGCGUCGGUGGGGACGAGCGUCGGCGUGGACUCCGAGGACAUCGCCCCCGACAAGCCGGCGCCCGACCUGCACUCGCCGUGAUCCGCGCCCCCGCCGCCCCCGCCGCCCCCGCCGCCCCUGCAGCCGGCCGCGCCGCCGCCCACCGUGCUGCGCUGGACGCCCGCCCCGCCGCCACACUGGCGCCCGGUGACACACCGAGCCCUAUGAUUUAUACAUGUUCUGGUUUUAUAUUUAUAAUAAUUGGUUAUUUUGAUUUUUAAUCGAUAUUAUCAUAAUUAUAUUAUAGUCCAUUCGAUUAUUUAUUUAUCUACUUUAUAGUGUAAAUAAUUAUAUUUAAAGGUGAGUAUUGACUGUGUACAUGCUCGUAUAAAGAUUGAGUUAGUGAUAGUUGUUAUUUUUUCUAAAAUCUUAACACAGUCAAUAAAAAAAAAAUAGCAAUCUAAUGAACAUUGAACGGUCAACACUAGUCUUCGAGCAGUGGUCAAUUAAUUGCCUGAUGAUACCACAUUUAUAGGCGAAAGACAUGUAACAACAUGUGUGUCGACGGAAUGACGGUUAGAGAUUGAUGACUAAUAUGAAUGGUCGUAAGGUAUGGUCUAACAGUAGUCAUUUCUCAAUAUCAUAUCUUUCUAGUCGCACGCAUACUAAUGAUAGAGGAAUUAAACAAUAUAACAGAGGGAGACUUUGUACAAAAGUCGAUUGCUUGGGCACCUCUGUCCCGUUCGUGUUUCUACCGUGAAGCAGUUAUAUUCGCAUGGCUGUGUUUCGGUUUGAACAAUGGAAUAUGGCAGUGAAUUUACAGGGUACAGAGGAAUAAUACCUGACUCCUCAGGAAUGACAACACAUGGGUGCUAUCAUGGGCGAAACAGUACACUCUGUUAUGUCCAUGGUACUGCUCAUGUUACGAUGACGGUUACCACUUUCCAUCAGGUGGGCAGUCAGUUUGUUUGCGAUUCGAAGUUGUUUAAAAAAAUCUGUUCAACUAAUGAAUAAAAGAUCAAAGAUCAUAUUGUUGCAUCUUUACAUUGCAUCUGGUAAUGCUGUUUUUUUUUGUGUGCAGACUUGAUGUAAUUGUGUCUUUCUUUGAGAGAAAUUAUAAAAAGUUAUUGUUAGUUCUUCAUUAAUUAACACAGCACAAACAUAACAUAGAUGUAGGUAUGUAUACAUUUAGAGAACAUAUAAAAUUGUUUACAAAUUCAAACAAGCGAAGGAACGUUUGAUAGCUUUCAAGUUUACAUACGUGAAUGCUCCCAGUGAAUACUCACCUUUAUAAUAUUAUAUAUAUAAAUUUAUAAUAUUGAUAUUUAUAUAUAAUAUAUAAUUUGUCUGUUUUGAUUUAUAAAAAAAAAUACAGUGGCGGCAGCGUUGACAAGAUGUGGGGAUCAGUGUAAAUAAUAAACGGGAUUGAAAAUACGGAAGUAGUUGAAAUUUAGAUUUUACAAUUUGACGCAAUAUUGAUUAUCCGUGUUUGUCAAUAGCAACAUUAAGAAAUUCUGUGCGACGUGAACUUGCGACGGCGCUGCACAAAGUGUUUAGAAUAACGCCACCUAUUGAGCGCCAAACGAAUUAUCCACAAACAUGUAUAAUCAAUGUAGCUCUCAUUUAAUACUUGUUAAGGCGAUAACAAAAUACAAUACUCCAACGAUAAUUAUGUAAAAAUAUAAAGCUACGAAAAUAAAAACAACAUAUUAUUAUAUUCUAAUAUUUUUAUAGAAUAUAAAACAAGUAUGAUAUGAUCAAGCCUUCCAGUAAUUUAGUGAAAUAAAAUGUUAAUGAAAGUACAGCUUAUAAAAAAAAAAUAUUGUUUGCUGAGCUGUGAAACAGUUAGGAAAAGCGGUUUAUGGAAAUUUAUGCUUCCAAUACUAGCGUCAAAACAUGUUUUUAUUGACGAAAGUGUGAUAUUAUAAGUUGUUUUUGUUUCAUUGUUGUGUGUUUUGUAUUGAAAAGUAAAUAGAUUAAGCACUAGUUUAUAUAUAUUUUUUUUUAAUUUAUUGAACGAAUAUUUAAGAAAGACGAGCCUUGCUUAUUAUAAAAUAAUAGUUUAGUUAUGUAAAUUAGUAGCCACGUGACUAGCAUUUUUAUUGUUGUCUUUCGAUAGGGAAAUCUAUAAAUGUAAUAAAUACAUACAAUAUUACGAUAUCUGAUAUUUAAUAAAAAAAAAAAAGUAUAUGUACAUUCAUAAGUUUGUAUAUUGUUUUACUUUGAAGCUCAAAGUUAUUUUUGUUUAUAGAUUUGUUCAUAUUGAAUAUUCUACCAUUAAGAAGAGUGAAGUGCCAUAUAAAUGUAUGUACGUGCUUAUAUAAAUAAAGUACAAGAAGUAUAAUAAAAAAAAACUAAGAAUAUUGGUUUAGUAAGAAGAAAAACAUUGAUCUCAAAAAAUAAAAAUAUAUUUUGAGCUUUGAAAUUUGACAUGUUGCGAAUAGAAUACCGAAUCGAAAAACAACAAUAAUAUGGUAAUAAGUAGUUCGACAGUUGUCGAGGGACAUUUUAUAGGUGCCUUUCAUAAAAAAAAAAUCGUAAAAUAAUUUAACUAAUAGGGUCUUGUACAUUGUAGUCUUUUUAAUAAAUCCAUCCGCUCAUACCUGUAACAUGGACGAUUCAUUAACCUGUUUAUCUUAAACUUGUUAUUUUCUGUAACCAAGUGUUUGCAUUACGGAAUCAUAGAAACAUUGGUGUCAGAAUAAUAGCAACAUGAAUAAUCCUUAUAAUCCUUUCUCUUUAAAACUCUAGUACUUGUGUAAUUUUUAAUUUGUCACUCUAAUAAUUUGUUCAUAAUGCCGUGGCCAUACGAGAAAAGCUAGUCAUUAGAGUAACAAUGUAUGUAAAUUUAAUAUAACUUAAAAUAAAACGAAUAUUUACAAUUAUAGUACCCCUUACAAUUAUUAGUAAGGGGUCAAACCUAAAAUUGUGGCCAAAUUACACUUAAUGAAAUCCAAAUAUAUAUACACGGUUUUAAAUAGAUAUAGAUUUAUGUAAGUAUGGUAUAUUUAAGUUGACAGUUGUAGGUACUUUAUGGUAAUUGAACGUGACAGCUGUGAGCUUGAGAAAGGGAUAAUGUUUUUCACUGCGGUCACAUGUCGCUGUCUACCAUUUUGUCAGUGGUCACAAAAAUUCACGUUAAUCUCAAGAUAUUUAAUUGUUUUCAGAAAUAAAGAGAAUAGGUUACAUUUUCUAUUGUCAUCUUUGGUUAAUUUCACUACGAUUCUCACUCAUCUUAUUGAUCUGAUAAAAAAAUAAUGACAUGCUAAUCUCUUUUUACGUUGAGUUUUUACUAUUAACAAGAUUUCUUUUCAGAUAUAAUAUUAAAUUUGAAGCCUUAAUAUUUAUUUUCUAAAAUUAGAAACAUAGUAUAGUAGGAAACGUAGCAAUAAAUGACAAGCAAUAAUUAAAAGGUAAUAAUUACAAAAACAGCUUUAGUGAAGCUAGAAUUUGGUACUGAGGUAGUAUGAUCCUAUAUUCGUAACAGUUGACUUGCAAAAUAUUUUUUCUAUAGAAAAAUAUGCUGGACAGACUGGGUUCUAUGUAUAAAAUUCGACUUAAAAUUUAGGAAGGCAGUUUGGUACAACUAAUACAUAGCUAUUUCACAGAACAAAAAUAUAUUAGUCUAUUACAGCUAUAAUAGUUCAACUAGGCAGAAAAGCGGGAAUUAGUCAAUUGCUAGCUAUAGACAUUAGACGAUAUAAAACAGUUAGACAAAAUAAUAGUGGUGUCACAUAAGGCUUGUUGAUUAUACUGAAUUCAGAAAACAUACAUUUACGUCAUAUAUUAAAUUUUGAAAACGAUAACCCUGUAAAAAGUUAAGGCAAUAAAAUAAUGGAGACGAAUUUAAAAGCUCAUUGGUGCCGAAAAUUCUAGACUGUGAUUCAAUUGUUCAUUCUGAACGUGUCUUAUAUUGAAAUAGUUGUUUUUGUAUGAUUGGCAAUUGCACUGCUAGUGCCGAAGGAAAAGAAAUAGUACAUGCGUGUAUUAUUAAAGUAAAUGAUAAACAGAAUCAUGUUGUAUGUAAUGCAUUUGUUAUUAUUAUAAACGAAGAUAAAACGCUAUCCGCUAAAGGGAAGCCAAUAGAUUUUACAAUACUUUUGUUUUAUCAGCAGCGUGUGUAGGUUUGAUAGAAUUCAUUAGCUUUGCAAAGGUUCCGUGCGUGACAAAUACUGACACUGUUUUGGCUAACUAUUUUGAUCGAUAAUCGUAUGAACAACAAAAGGGGAAAACAAAGUAUUUGUCACAGCAUGUUUGUUUAUUUUCUUUUAAUUAGCACCACUGUUACGAUAUGGAGUAAUAAUUGAAAGCCUAAACAUUAUGUGCCUUAGAUACAACAAUAUUGUAUGAUAUUUAUGAUGCGUUCUAUACAACGUGCUAACUAGAAAUAAAGAUAAACAUUAUUUUGAAUGCCUCGACUUUGAAAUGACUUCAUUGUUAGAAUUAAUUUCGGCGAAGGCUUGUGGAUCUUUAUAGGUUUUGUAUCCCAAUAUUUAUAAUAUAAUCACGUAUAAUUUAUUUUGAGUCCUUUGUAAAUAAACGAAACAUUUGGUAGCGAACCAUUCUAAGCCAAAAUUUGUUUAUUUCUAUAUUCUCAUAAUAAUAAUAAUAAUAUUUAUCGCUUUUAUCAAAAUUAUAAAACUGGGCACCCAGCAGUCUGGAAGUUAAUUUCGAAUCCAGAGUAUUAUAAAAUUAUAACCCUGACCUACUAAUUAUUAAGUAACGCUUCAAUGCGUAGUUUUGCUGAAGAUAUAAAUACUUCAACUAUAUUAUAUAAUUUUAGUGUUACCUACAAUAUACCCAUUUAAGUACAUAUUCUAUACUUUACUGGCAUGUAUAUCUUAAUCGCCAAGAUUGAAUUAGGUACGCCUUUUAUUUGAGACGAAUCUAAGUAGAAAACACAUUCUCGCAUGGCUUUUUAAUAUUAUCAAUGCAACCUAAAUGCAAAGCUUUUGCAUUUAGGUCACACGAUACUCUGUAAAAAUACAAUAUAACGUAAUUAUUUAUUUUAUUUCCUAACAUUACAUUAAUGACAAUUAAUAAAGGAACACAAAUCCGUCUUGUUAAUUUGUGGAUUUCUGAAAUUGAAAUAACGUAACAUACGUAAAUAGAGAAUAAUUAUAAGAGUAAUUAAUUAACCAAUAGAAAAAUACUCCUAGUUACGAAUUUCUUAGUUCAUUGUAUGUGCAAUUAUAAAUAAUUAAAUGUUUUUAGCGAAUUUAUUAAUUAUUUUAGUGUAUUCGUGUCCACGACCAUAAUGUCUGUAAAUAUGUACCGGAGUUUAUUUAUAUGAUUUAAUUUGUAUAAUUUAACAGUAGAAUGAAGAUUAUGUGUUAUGUUUGUCAUAUUUCAUCUCUUUACAGUGCUUUCAUAUAAUGUUUAGUUUGUACUUUUUUUUUUUUUAAUUUAUGUUAAAAGCCGUAUUGUAUAGAUCAAAUGAACUUUUCUUUGACGACGGGAAACAUAGUAUAAACAACGAUUUUGUAAUCGGCUAAGAAAAGAUUAUUUGAUUAGUACACAAUAAACUAAAGAUAGACUUGUAAAAAUGUUAUAACAUGUAUUUUUAACCUAUACAUAGUAAGAUAUUUAUAGAAUUUUAGUCGUUUAAUUAUUUCGAACGACUUGUUAUAAAGAAAAUUGGUGCUUAAAGCUUAAACAAAUAUGAAACGGCACAAUAAAGUGCUGUGUGUGUAUUGUCAUGGAGGGGUCAGAGCAUAAUGACAUAGCAUGCGUUGUUAUGCUUGCAUCCACGUAGAAUUGUUUAUAAGUAUAUUUUUAUUAAAAUUUCGAACGACGGAACAAGGUCAUAACAUACAGAAAGCUAUUCCGAAUGUUAUCAUGAAAUCUAAUUAUCUAAUGUACCUACGUGUAAAAUAUAAAUUGUAUUGUGUAUAAGUAAUUAUAUUUUUUUUUACCUGAAUUUUCAAACGCUGGAGCAAAGUCAAUGUAUACCGAUUGUUAUUUCUAACGUUACCAUAUGACCUAUUGUACAGUUUGUGUAUUUUUUUUUUUUAAUAAACAAAUCAUAAACAAUUCUGCGUGAAUAUGUAAGCAGUUAUAAUAAUGUAGGUAAACUUUGCUCAAUAUCGAUGAAAACUGAAAGUGUUACAGUUGAUGCAAUACAAACAAACAAACACA
This is a messenger RNA of Galleria mellonella (greater wax moth), 8019 nucleotides long. It is a transcript of the gene NfI, whose product is annotated as nuclear factor 1 A-type. Gene Ontology annotation, cellular component: nucleus. Gene Ontology annotation, molecular function: RNA polymerase II cis-regulatory region sequence-specific DNA binding; DNA-binding transcription factor activity, RNA polymerase II-specific. The record is from RefSeq and is a predicted model, not a curated record. The coding region runs from base 184 to 1983 and encodes 599 amino acids. NCBI's taxonomy places the organism in Eukaryota, Metazoa, Arthropoda, Insecta, Lepidoptera, Pyralidae. Gene Ontology annotation, biological process: regulation of transcription by RNA polymerase II. The transcript has 14 exons.